Messenger RNA from Daucus carota subsp. sativus, 2292 nucleotides. RefSeq names its product phosphoinositide phosphatase SAC8. Gene Ontology annotation, molecular function: phosphatidylinositol-4-phosphate phosphatase activity. The transcript has 20 exons. Gene Ontology annotation, cellular component: endoplasmic reticulum. The coding region runs from base 116 to 1882 and encodes 588 amino acids. NCBI's taxonomy places the organism in Eukaryota, Viridiplantae, Streptophyta, Magnoliopsida, Apiales, Apiaceae. Gene Ontology annotation, biological process: phosphatidylinositol dephosphorylation. The record is from RefSeq and is a predicted model, not a curated record.
ACUCGACACUAAUCAAUCUUCCACGUAACUAAUACCUCUCCUCACCCGCAAUCAACAAACUCGUUACUAACUAACGAUUUAAAAUCUCAAUUUUCAAUCGAAUUAGCAAAAGACGAUGGAGAUUGAAUCAAGCUCAAAUCAUUUCAAGCUACACAGUGAAUUGGAGCUGCACGAAUUUCAAGACAAGCUUGUGAUCAGAGCCGUUGAUUCGCCGGAUCAAGGCUUCGCAAUCUCUCGUGUAGAUGGCAAUAUAGAUGAGCUUCGCAGUGAUACUUGUACAGGAAAUCCCUCCAAGAUCUCUACUAUAUAUGGUGUUGCUGGAACAAUUAGGUUGCUUGCAGGAACUUACAUACUUGCAGUAACUUCUCGAAGGGAAGUGGGAACUUAUCUUGGUUUCCCUAUUUACCAGGUGAUGUCGAUGAAGUUCUUAUCAUGCGGCCAGGGUUCAAGACCUUUAAAUUCGGAAGAAAAAAGAGAUGAAGCUUACUACUUGAACCUGUUGAAAAUGGUGGAAUCAACACCUGGAUUGUAUUAUUCAUAUGAAACAGAUAUCACAGUGAACUUACAGCGAAGAUUCAAGCUGGCCGACGGAUGGAUGCGUAAGCCAAUUUGGAAGCAGGCUGACCCACAAUAUGUUUGGAACAAGUACAUUAUAGAGGAGCUUAUUGAAAAUAAGCUUGAUGGGUUCAUCAUGCCUCUACUGCAAGGGAGCUUUCAGACUGGUAAGCUGAAGCUGAAACGUGUACCUGCAACAAUUACAUUGAUUUCAAGGAGGUCUACCCGCCGUUUAGGUACAAGAAUGUGGAGAAGAGGUGCUAAUCUACAAGGAGAUGCUGCCAACUUUAUUGAAACUGAGCAGUUAAUGGAAUUUGAUGGUUUCAUUUCUUCAUUCUUGCAGGUCCGUGGUUCAAUUCCACUUAUAUGGGAGCAAAUUGUUGACCUGAGUUAUAAACCAAGACUUAACAUCAUUCACCAUGAGGAAACAGCAAAGGUAGUAGAACGCCAUUUUCAUGACCUUCUACAACGAUAUGGAGAGACUGUUGCAGUCGACCUCACAGACAAGCACGGUGACGAGGGCGAACUAAGUAUGGCUUUUGCUGCUGAGAUGGAGAAGCUUCCAGAUGUGAGAUAUGUUUCAUUUGACUUUCAUCAAAAAUGUGGCAACGGAAACUUCGACAAUAUACAACUUCUGUAUGAUGAAAUUUCUGAAGACUUUGAAGAACAAGGAUACUUUCUCUUAGGACCAAAGGGAGAGAUAUUAGCAGAGCAGGAAGGAGUUAUUAGAUCUAACUGCAUUGAUUGUCUUGAUCGAACAAAUGUGACGCAGAGCUUUCUGGCUAGGAAAUCAUUAAACACACAACUUCAAAGGGUUGGUGCAUUUUCUUCCAUCGACUGCAUUUCUAUGUUUGAAGAAGAUUUCGAAACUUUUAAGACCUUGUGGGUUGAGCAAGGAGAUGAGAUAAGUCUUGAAUAUGCUGGUUCGCAUGCGCUUAAACGGGACCUUGUCAGAUUUGGAAAGCAGACGAUGGCAGGACGAAUAAAAGAUGGAUUGAGUGCACUUUCAAGAUAUUAUUAUAAUAACUUUCAAGAUGGUUUGCGGCAGGAUGCAAUAGAUCUUAUAAGUGGUCAUUAUACUGUCAAAUACGGCCCUCCUCCAUUUGUGCCGAACAGAAAUGAAGCACUUAGUUAUCUUCCAGUUGCAUCGGCAUUGUUAAUUGGAGGAUUAACAGUGACGUCCAUCACACUUAAUCGCGCUGGACAGAAUGCUCAGAGCUUCAUUUCCUCAUUAGUCUGUGCUAGUGCAACAGCCGGAGUUAUGGCACUGGUAAAAUCAAAUGGAAGGCAAAUUUGUUCUAAGCCUCGUUUAUGUGGCCUUUUAUAACCUUGGCUCCGUAAAAUUUUACUCAUUUUUCUGUAAUUGUUUUCUUUUUUCUGUAAAAAUGAAAUAAGCCCCCGUCCCCCUCCCCAAUCAAAAGAAAAAGAAAAGAUGAAUGAAAGAAAGAAACUGUGCUAAACUUUAUUUAUUGGUCACCUUGUAUUUUAUUGAAAAUAUAUUACUACAUACAAUGAAGAUAUAUCAGAUGGUCCCCCAAAAUCUGAAAGUAAUAGAGUUUUGUAAGAGAGACUUAUAUCCUGUUUAGGUAAAGGUCAAAGUUAUUGUGGUAGCAAAUAUCUGCUUGUGUAAAACUGUUGCAAACUUUUCAGAAUCUGCUAACAGUCCAUAUGGCAGCUUCUAAAAUUGUUUACUAUAUUUCUUUUAUGUGUAUUGGAAAACAUUCGUUUUUAAUAUAA